Australozyma saopauloensis is the source of this 1107-nucleotide messenger RNA. Its product is annotated as deoxyhypusine monooxygenase. The record is from RefSeq and is a predicted model, not a curated record. Lineage: Eukaryota; Fungi; Ascomycota; Pichiomycetes; Serinales; Metschnikowiaceae. The transcript has a single exon. The coding region runs from base 1 to 1107 and encodes 368 amino acids. Gene Ontology annotation, biological process: peptidyl-hypusine biosynthetic process. Gene Ontology annotation, molecular function: deoxyhypusine monooxygenase activity.
AUGUAUUCAGUCAAAUCAAAAUCCAUUUUCCAUUUACUGCCUUCCACUAUCUUUGACUGUUGCCUUACCUCCCACCACCUAAGCGCAUACCAGCUCAUCUCAUCUCAAAUUUCAACCACCAUUCAUUCUCUGGUCUGCCAGUACACCUCACAAACCAAAAAAGAAAUGUCUGAGAUCAACGUUGACACUGCUACUCCAGAGCAACUCCGCGAUAUUUUGUGUGACACAAACACCGCCUUGGCCAACCGGUUCAGAGCUCUUUUCAACUUGAAGUGUCUCGGUCAAGACUCCACCGAGGAGAAGACCGUCCAUGCUGCCAUUGACUACAUUGCCGCAUGUUUCGCUGACAAGUCCGAGUUGUUGAAGCACGAGGUUGCCUAUGUGUUGGGCCAGAUCAAGAACACCUAUGCUAACAAGUACUUGAAGCAGGUCUUGGCUGAUUCAGAGCAACAGGUGAUGGUUCGUCAUGAGGCAGCUGAAGCCAUCGGUGCUAUCGGUGACGCCCAAUACGUAGAGAUCUUGGAGAAGUACUUCAAGGAGGACCCUUCGAUCGAGAUCCGUCAAACAUGCGAGUUGGCCCUCGAGAGAAUCCGUUGGGAGAACUCCAACGCCGCCAAGGCCGAGAACUUGCAGGAGUCUGCUUUCACAUCUAUUGACCCUGCUCCUCCUAUGCCAACCGAUGUAGAGCUGAAGGUCGAGAAGUUGCAGAAGAUCUUGAAUGACCAAGACGUAUCCUUGUUCGAGAGAUACAGAGCCAUGUUCCGUUUGCGUGAUUUGGCCACAGACGAGGCUUGUCUUGCUUUGGCCACCGGAUUUGAUGACCCUUCUGCAUUGUUCAAGCACGAGAUUGCUUAUGUGUUUGGUCAAUUGUCGAACCCAGUCACCGUUCCUUCUCUUGUGAAGGUAUUGAAGGAUGAGAGCCAAGCUGGUAUGGUUCGUCAUGAGGCUGCUGAGGCUUUGGGAUCCAUUGCCACUGAUGAAGUGUUGCCUGUGUUGAAGUCGUUCUUGAACGAUGAGGUGGAUGUUGUGAGAGACAGUGCUAUUGUUGCUUUAGAUAUGUAUGAGUACGAGAACUCCAACGAGUUAGAGUAUGCUGUCAAGAGCUGA